GCAAUUGGAAGAGAAGUUUUUUGACUUUUUUCCCGUAAAAGAAUUAGAAGACAACGCAGGAAGCUACACUUUUGAGUACAUGAACUGAUCUGAAACAGAAGCGCGCGGAGUGAAUGAAACUGAUUUUCUCCCGUCUUCUCCUUAUCAAAAAUCCCAGCUUUUGAGGAGUGUUAACAACUUCCUCUCUUCUAUAAAAGAAAGAUCUCAAAGAGUGAUACACACGCUGGUUUCGAAUCCGGCAAUUUUCCUCAUUCGUGAUUCCUGAAAAUGGUGGCGCACCGAAUCAGUGCCGAUGGAGAUCGCCGGGGGCUUGUCUUCGCAUAUUACAUCACCGGCCAUGGAUUUGGUCACGCCACACGUGUGGUAGAUGUCGUCCGGCAUCUGGUUGAAGCUGGGCACGAGGUUCAUGUGGUUACUGCAGCUCCAGAGUUUGUUUUUACAACGGAUAUACAAUCUCCUAAUCUGUACAUUCGAAAGGUUUUGUUGGAUUCUGGUGCUGUUCAAACUGAUGCUUUGACAGUGGAUCGCUUAGCUUCCUUGGAGAAGUAUCUUGAGACUGCCGUUGUGCCUCGAGCCUCAAUUUUGGCAACUGAGGUUGAGUGGCUCAAGUCCAUAAAGGCUGACUUAGUGAUUUCAGAUGUUGUUCCUGUAGCAUGCAGGGCAGCAGCUGAUGCAGGGAUACGAUCUGUUUGUGUUACAAAUUUCAGCUGGGACUUUAUAUAUGCUGAGUAUGUCAUGGCUACUGGAAAUCAUCUUCGGUCUAUUGUCUUGCAGAUAGCUGAAGAUUACUCUCACUGCGAAUUCUUGCUUCGGCUUCCUGGAUAUUGUCCAAUGCCUGCUUUUCGAGAUGUUAUUGAUAUACCUUUAGUUGUCAGAAGAUUACAUAAAUCUAGAUUAGAGGUGAGAAAGGAACUGGGCAUUGGCGAGGAUGUGAAAUUGCUUAUUUUUAAUUUUGGUGGCCAGCCAGCUGGAUGGACACUAAAGCAAGAAUGGUUACCUGCUCAUUGGUUAUGUCUGGUCUGUGGUGCAUCCGACAAACAAGUACUUCCUCCAAACUUUAUAAAGCUUGCGAAAGAUGCAUAUACUCCUGAUUUAAUAGCAGCAUCUGAUUGCAUGCUUGGCAAAAUUGGAUAUGGUACUUUCAGUGAAGCUUUAGCCUACAAGCUACCUUUUGUCUUUGUAAGGAGGGAUUAUUUUAAUGAGGAGCCUUUUCUAAGAAAUAUGCUUGAGUACUAUCAGGGUGGUGUAGAGAUGAUAAGAAGGGAUUUGCUUAUUGGACAUUGGAAGCCUUAUCUUGAGCGUGCACUAACGCUUAGCCCAUGUUAUGAUGGUGGUGUUAAUGGUGGAGAGGUGGUUGCCAGAAUAUUACAAGAUACUGCCAUUGGCAAAUGCCAUUUAACGGACAAGUUGAGUGGAGCAAGGCGAUUGCGUGAUGCCAUAAUACUUGGAUAUCAACUACAAAGAUCCCCUGGUAGGGAUAUCUCCAUUCCGGAUUGGUAUACACAAGCUGAAAAUGAACUUGGCCUUCGUUCUGAAUCAUGUCAUUCUGGAGUAAAUGGAGAUACAAGUUUUGUGGGAUCAUGCAUUGCGGACUUUGAAAUACUUCAUGGAGAGCUGCAUGGAUUAUCAGAUACUUUGGCAUUCUUAAAGAGCUUGUCAGCACUUGACUGUGGAUCUGGCUCAGGAAAGAACACAGGAAAGCGCCAGCUAAGAGAGCAGAGUGCUGCUGCUGCGCUCUUUAACUGGGAGGAAGAUAUAUUUGUGGCAAGAGCACCUGGGAGAUUGGAUGUAAUGGGAGGAAUUGCAGAUUAUUCAGGAAGCCUUGUUUUGCAGAUGCCUAUUAGAGAGGCCUGCCAUGUUGCAGUGCAAAGAAACCAUCCAACGAAGCAAAAACUCUGGAAGCAUGCUCAAGCACGCCAACAAGCAAUAGGAAAAUGUCCCAACCCUGUAUUGCAGAUUGUGUCAUUUGGGUCUGAAUUGAGUAACCGUGCACCAACAUUUGAUAUGGACCUUUCUGAUUUCCUUGACGCUGACCAACCCAUAUCAUAUGAGAAGGCUUACAGAUACUUUGCACAAGAUCAAUCACAGAAGUGGGCAGCAUAUGUUGCUGGGACGAUUCUUGUCUUGAUGACAGAGCUUGGAGUUCACGUCACAGAUAGUAUCUGCAUACUGGUUUCUUCUGCUGUUCCCGAAGGCAAGGGUGUUUCUUCUUCUGCUGCAGUGGAGGUUGCUACGAUGCAAGCAGUUGCAGCUUCUCUGGGUCUAGAAAUUGCUCCGAGGGACCUGGCUUUGCUCUGUCAAAAGGUCGAAAAUCACAUCGUUGGGGCUCCCUGUGGAGUAAUGGAUCAAAUGACUUCAGCUUGUGGAGAAGCCAACAAAUUGCUUGCUAUGGUUUGCCAGCCUGCAGAGGUAAAGGAACUGGUCACUAUUCCAAACCACAUGCGUUUUUGGGGUGUAGAUUCUGGAAUACGCCACAGUGUCGGCGGAGGAGAUUAUGGAUCAGUAAGGGUGGGUGCCUUCAUGGGGCGUAAAAUGAUAAAAGCUGAAGCUACAGCCUUAUUGAAGGUAGCUUGCGCAGAUGCCACACAGCAAGUUGAUGAAAUAAACCCUGAAUAUGAAGAGUUUGGCGUUGAACUUCUUAAAAGAGAAGCUUCAUUGGAAUAUCUGUGCAAUCUUUCAACUCAUAGAUAUCAAGCUGCAUACAUGAAAAAACUUCCAGAUGGCAUACCUGGGGAGCAAUUUUUGAAAGAAUAUGGUGAUCAUAAUGACAAGGUUACCAUCAUUGACCCCAAGCACAAUUAUGGAGUCAAGGCAGCUACUAAACAUCCCAUCUAUGAGAAUUUCCGUGUGGAGACCUUCAAAGCACUAUUGACAGCAGCAACAACGGAUGAGCAACUUUCAACACUUGGAGAGCUUAUGUAUCAGUGCCAUUAUAGCUAUAGUGACUGUGGACUCGGCUCAGAUGGAACAGAUAGGCUUGUCAAAAUUGUGCAAGAAAUGCAGCUUCGGAAAUCGUCUCAUGAUGGAAGAUCUAGCUUAUUUGGAGCAAAAAUUACUGGAGGUGGAUCCGGCGGCACAGUCAGUGUCAUAGGAAGAAACAGCCUUCGAAGCAGUGAAGAGAUUUUUGAGCUCCAACAAAGAUACAAAGCAGCCACCGGCUAUCUUCCUCUCAUCUUUGAGGGCUCAUCUCCAGGUGCUGGAAAGUUUGGCUAUCUGAAGAUUCGACGCAGGCAAUUGCCAUGAUUGCAGUCAGAUAAAUAAGAUAAAUACAUAAACAACAAAGAAAUAGGCUUCAGGUAUAUAUAUUUGUAUAUAUCUUGAUGUUCCAACAUUCCAGUAUGAAAGAGAGAAAAAAAAAGGUCUCUAAGUAUUUUGCAAUUAUAUUUGACCAGCUUGUCUAGUUUGCUUAUUUCACUUGAGCAACAAAAAAAAAAAACCGAGGAACAUUUUGUACUAUUUCAUGAUGGUGGAUAAAGAGAUUGAUAAGGAAAUCAGGGUUUUGAUAUUUGGAUUGAAAA
This is a messenger RNA of Dendrobium catenatum, 3518 nucleotides long. Its product is annotated as L-arabinokinase. The transcript has 29 exons. The record is from RefSeq and is a predicted model, not a curated record. Bases 268 to 3243 code for a protein of 991 amino acids. Gene Ontology annotation, molecular function: ATP binding. Lineage: Eukaryota; Viridiplantae; Streptophyta; Magnoliopsida; Asparagales; Orchidaceae.